UUGUCAUCAGCCUGAAACACAAACCCACAGAAUCAGCGAACGACUCCUGCUUUGAGACUUUGUUUUGGUUCUAAGUGCAGACAUGCUCCUGAAAAGCGGAUUUGUUUUACUCCUCGUUUUGGUUGCAUAUGCAUUUGGAACAGAUCAAGAACCUGCACAACCAAGACGAGCACGAUUCUCAGCCAACAGCCCUACUGAUGUUGCCCGCUGUCUGAACGGAGCUCUCCAGGUGGGCUGCGCAACUUUCGCCUGUCUGGAGAAUUCGACCUGCGACACUGACGGGAUGCAUGAGAUCUGCAACGCUUUCCUCCACACUGCUGCAGUUUUUAAUACAGAGGGUAAGACGUUUGUGAAAGACAGCAUCAAGUGCAUCGCCAACGGUAUCACCUCUAAGGUCUUCCAGACCAUCAAACGCUGUUCCACCUUCCAGAAGAUGAUUGCUGAAGUGCAGGAGGAAUGCUACAAGAAGCUUGACAUCUGCGAAGUGGCCAGAUCCAACCCUGAGGCCAUUGGAGACGUGGUCCAGGUCCCCAGCCACUUCCCAAACAGGUACUACAGCACACUUCUGCAGAGCUUGAUGGAGUGCGACGACGACACCGUGGAGGUGGUGCGAGCCGGGCUGGUGUCCAGACUGGGACCUGACAUGGCCACGCUCUUCCAGCUGCUUCAGAACAAGCCCUGCCCACCUGAACCUGCUGCCGCUGGUUCUUCUGGGAUGGAGGGUCACACUGGCUUCCGCUGGCCUCCCAUAUUCAAGAUCCAGCCCAACCUGCGCAACAGGGACCCCACACACCUCUUCGCCAGGAAACGCUCAGUGGAAGGGAGCUCUUAGAGUUGCACACGACUGCAUGUAUUCACGACUCUAAGUUUGCAUCAUGCGUCAUACGCUGAUGUGUAUAAGUGGAAGAUGGUAAUUAGUAAUUAGUGCAUUAAAACUAGUUUUAUUAUGGGACACAACAGAAAUCUUUGCUUAGUUCACAAAAAACAACAACUACUUGAUUAUUUUAUUGCAUUACAUUAAAUAUACAUGCCAUUGUCAUUUAUAGCAUAAAAAUGUUUUAGACUCUUAAUAUUUAUUACAUUUUUGGUUAUGCCCUAAUGCAAAAGAAGCUAAAUGUUAUUAUGAAAUUUUGAAAAAGGAAAACUGUCACAUCAGCCAACUUGUAGUGACAGGGCAGAAGUAUUUAUUGGUGUACACUGAAAAUAAUUUAUAUUUAUUUUUCCUACCAAAUGUAAUUUAUAUAGUAUAUUAUUGUUUAUUGUGACCUGAGUCUGAAAUGAAAGAGUCUUUAUUCAUUAAGAGAAAAACAAACAACAUAUUUCUGGAUAUGUUUCAGAUAUGUUUCCUAUGCUGGUCAUGGGAAAUAUUAUAUAUGACUAAAAAGGACAUACUUUGUUCAUGUUAGUGAUAUUGUAUAGUUGAUGUGCUUGACUAGAAAUAAAAUGUCCUGACAUACUAAACAGUU
Labeo rohita (rohu) is the source of this 1466-nucleotide messenger RNA. It is a transcript of the gene stc1l, whose product is annotated as stanniocalcin 1, like. Gene Ontology annotation, cellular component: extracellular region. The coding region runs from base 83 to 832 and encodes 249 amino acids. Lineage: Eukaryota; Metazoa; Chordata; Actinopteri; Cypriniformes; Cyprinidae. The transcript is spliced from 4 exons. The record is from RefSeq and is a predicted model, not a curated record. Gene Ontology annotation, biological process: intracellular calcium ion homeostasis. Gene Ontology annotation, molecular function: hormone activity.